Molecule: messenger RNA, 1117 nt
Organism: Scomber japonicus (chub mackerel)
Lineage: Eukaryota; Metazoa; Chordata; Actinopteri; Scombriformes; Scombridae
Gene: hax1
Product: HCLS1 associated protein X-1
Exons: 7
Coding region: 119-1039 (306 amino acids)
Biological process (GO): regulation of actin filament polymerization; negative regulation of apoptotic process
Cellular component (GO): apical plasma membrane; sarcoplasmic reticulum; mitochondrion
Source: RefSeq, a predicted model, not a curated record
UCUAGAGCGCUUUACGACACUGUUGACAACUGGGACUGUCCUUUUUCUUUCCAGUGUAUGUUCUGCAGCUCGUGUAUUUUUAGUUAUGAAUUAGGUUUUUCACUUAAGCAGCCGGUAAAUGAGUGUUUUCGAUUUAUUUCGCGGGUUCUUCGGGGUACCUGGAGGUCAUUAUCGAGGCCGACGGGACCCCUUCUUCGAUGCCAUGACCCAUGAUGAUGACGAGGAUGAUGAAGAUGAUGAUGGAAUCCACUAUGAUGGCUUUCGGGGGGAUCAGCAUGACCCCUUUGACAGCACCUGGAGGUUCGGCUUCAGCUUUGGCCCAAAUGGGAUGCGGCUUCAGGAGCCUCCGGCAUUUGGCCACAUCCUCAGGGAGAUGGAGGAGGUGUUCUCCGAGCUGGGCCGCUGGGACAGGCAGCAAGAGCCUGGACACUUUGAUGUUCCCAGUAUCAUGCCACCACCACCACCUCAGGACAUACCAGAGAGGGGUGGAGGGAACCCCCUGCGAGACUUUAUGCUGAAAUCCCCUAACAGCGACCAGCUAGGGCCCCAAGCUGGGCCAUCCAGAGAACCCAGAAAUGAUGGCUGCCCUUCUUUUGAGUCACCAGACUUCCCCAGUUCCCCAUUUCAUGGCUGGACUCCUUUUUCAAAGUUUAAUGACAUUUGGAGACGAGAGUCACAGAAACAUCCAGAGGAUGAGCGUAAAGAAGACAGAGAUCUGGACUCAGCAGUGUCCUCUGGUGGCUUGGAUCAGAUUCUGUCGCCACCUGCUGGUCAGACACCGAGCCAGCCUAGGACCAGAUCCUUCUUCCAGUCAGUCACUGUCACCAAAGUGGUGAAACCUGACGGGUCUAUAGAAGAGAGGCGCACAGUCAGAGACGGCCAAGGCAACGAGGAGACCACAGUGACCCGUUCAGGAGGUCCUGCGAGCCUGGAUGGAGCAAACCAUGAAACAGGGCCCAUCCUACCAGGUGAACACCCCUUUUUGGACAUGCGGGAUGAUGACUCAUUAUUCUCUAAGCUCUUUGGAGGGUUUAAAUAACAAGUGAAUGAUAUAUGCUCUCUGGACUGUUUCCCCAAAAACACAUCAGUACACAAGUGUUUCUCUAGUAGUAGACCA